This is a messenger RNA of Raphanus sativus (radish), 824 nucleotides long. RefSeq lists its product as uncharacterized. The record is from RefSeq and is a predicted model, not a curated record. The transcript has 3 exons. Lineage: Eukaryota; Viridiplantae; Streptophyta; Magnoliopsida; Brassicales; Brassicaceae. The coding region runs from base 404 to 775 and encodes 123 amino acids.
AAAGGUAGAGAGCUAAAUAAGUUUAUUGAGAGUUAGUCAGAACUCAAAAUCAAUCCUUAGUGUGAAUGACUUUGGUGGGGUUGCAUUUUUGUGAGUGAAGCAUCUUUUUCAAACUAUGCAGAGGAAACCAAAGACUUUCUCUCACUUAGAAAUAUGUAGAUUAAGUCAAGGAUCCAAAGCAUACUUGUAUAUGUCUGUCUUGUCUUGUGUGUUGACAUGUCUCUUGCGUCUUUAAACUUGAUUUUCUCUAUAGAGUGAAGCAAAAGAAAAGAUGGGCUUCUUCUGUCAUCCACUCCCCAAGAUUUGCUGAUUCAUCCUUUUCUGAUAGCGACAAUCUUCGUUUACCAAUCUUAGAUUCUUGAUUCUUGUUUUAUUUAUCUUUCUUGUACAACGAGACACUGUUAUGGCUUCUCUGUCUGAAAUCGUCGAGAAAGAGCUUGUAGCAUCACCAAGAAGCAAGCUUUCAAUAACAAGUGAAAGCAGUCUAGCUUCUGUUGCAUCCUUAUCCAUGCCCCUUAUUCAGGAGAUUGUUUUAUCAGCAGACAUCCAAUGUACUAACUGCCAGGAGAAAAUCGCUGACAUAAUGUCGAGGAUGAUCGCAAAAACAUACUCGAUAUUGGUGAGCGUGUUGGAGAAGAAAGUGACACUGACAUGUACAUAUUCCGGUGAACAAAAAGUCUCCAAAUCAUAUUGUGAAGCUCUUCUCUGCAAAAUGUCCACCUUUAAGCGUAGGAUAUUUCCUUCUUCCAGGAAACAACAACUCAAUGUAUCGUAGUGUUUGAUUUUAUUACCACCCUCUUUGCAAUAAAAUCACUGUUUAGAUA